AUGCAAAACACGAAAAAUACAAAUAAAUGGGUGAAUUUGAUUGAAGAAACUAUUUCUAAAGAAAAUUAUAGAUUUUAUGAACAAAAACAUUUUAGUAAUAUUCAAAAAGUUGGAACUGGAGGAUUCGGAAAAGUUUAUCGUGCGAGUUGGAAAAAUUCUCAAUAUUUUGCGUUGAAAUCUUUUUUCAAUCUUGAUGACGUCAUUGCAAAAGAAAUUGUUCAUGAGCUUAAACUUCAACGUGAUAUACAAUUUCAAAAUAACAUCAUUAAAUUCUAUGGGAUUGCAAAAUUUGAUCCAGAAAAUCAAAAUUCUCAGUCAAAUAAUUUUCUGCUAGUGAUGGAGUAUGCUGAUUCUGGUCCUCUUAAAGAUUAUUUAAAGGAAAACUUCAAUAAUCUUACAUGGAAUGAUAAAUAUAACUUUGUAUACCAACUAGCCUUUGCCGUGUCAUGCUUACAUAAUGAAGGAAUAGUGCAUUGUGAUUUGCACUCGGGCAAUGUAUUGGUCCAUCGAAACAUUAUCAAGUUAUCUGACUUUGGGUUAUCAAAGAGAAUUGAAUCAUCAUCUAACAUACAAUCAAAACUUUUUGGAAUAAUUCCUUACGUUGAUCCAAAAAGAUUUAGUGGACAAAGUAAAAAUAAAAACUCAACUCAAGUAUUUUCGUUAAAUGAAAAAAGUGAUAUCUAUAGUAUUGGUGUAUUAUUCUGGGAGAUAUCUAGUGGUCAACCUCCCUUUUAUUCUAAAGGCGAACAAUAUCAUGAUAUUGAUUUGGCUUUAGAAAUUUCACAGGGUCUUAGAGAAGAACCCGUUCCCGAUACACCUGAAGAUUUGGUUGAAAUUUAUACCGAAUGUUGGAAUGGCGAACCAGAUAAACGUCCAAAUAUAAAUCAAGUGGUAGAAAGAUUAAAAGAAAUUAUGACAAAAACAAACAUAAUAACAGAAAAUUAUCAAACAGAAUUAAGUCUUUAUACAACAACAACAGAAGUACAAAAUCUUAAUCCAACUAAUAUUGAUAUUUUGUCGAAUAUUGAUAAUUCAUUACAUGGGGAAGUAUCUCAAAUUAUACAAAAUUUUGAUAAAAUGAACACAAGAGAAAUAGUGCCUACAUCAUUAACAAAAGAAAAUUUUAAUAGAAUAGUUAAUGAUACAGUAAAUUACAUUUUCAGAAUAAUUAAUGAAGGAAGAGAAUCAACGCUUACCAAAAAUAAUAAAUAUAUUCUUGAUUAUUUUGAUAAUAAUAUAAAUUCGCAAGAAAUUUAUUAUUUACUAUUAACCAAUCAAGAUAAUUUAGAUUCUAAAUUCUUACUUGGAUAUUUUAAUUAUUUAGGGAUUGAAACUAUUGAAGAUAAUAAGAAAGCAUUUGAUUUAUUUAUUGAUGCAUCAGAGCAAGGUCAUAUAUUAGCACAAUUUUACGUUGGAUUAUGUUAUCAAUUAGGAUAUGGAACUGUAAAAGAUGAAAAAUUAGCUUUUAAAUAUUACGAAAAAAUAGCUAAUAUGAAUUAUGCACCAGGAUUAUUGAAAAUUGGUUAUUUCUAUUGUAAAGGUAUUGGGACUAGUAUUAAUUAUCAAAAAGCACUUGAGUUAUAUCAACAGGCGGCAAAUCUAGGAAAUAUGAUGGCUCAAAACAAUCUUGGCAAUAUGUAUUAUAAUGGUGCAAGUGUUGAAAAAGAUUAUUAUAAAGCUAUUGAAUUAUAUCAACAAUCGGCAAAAUUAGGUAAUAGUGUGGCUCAAUAUAAUCUUGCUAAUAUG
This is a messenger RNA of Rhizophagus irregularis DAOM 181602=DAOM 197198, 1746 nucleotides long. RefSeq lists its product as uncharacterized. Lineage: Eukaryota; Fungi; Glomeromycota; Glomeromycetes; Glomerales; Glomeraceae. Gene Ontology annotation, molecular function: protein binding; protein kinase activity; ATP binding. Gene Ontology annotation, biological process: protein phosphorylation. The record is from RefSeq and is a predicted model, not a curated record.